This is a messenger RNA of Phaethon lepturus (White-tailed tropicbird), 1010 nucleotides long. RefSeq names its product protein phosphatase 1, regulatory subunit 3B (gene PPP1R3B). The transcript has a single exon. Gene Ontology annotation, cellular component: protein phosphatase type 1 complex. Gene Ontology annotation, molecular function: protein phosphatase 1 binding; glycogen binding. Bases 29 to 889 code for a protein of 286 amino acids. NCBI's taxonomy places the organism in Eukaryota, Metazoa, Chordata, Aves, Phaethontiformes, Phaethontidae. Gene Ontology annotation, biological process: regulation of glycogen biosynthetic process. The record is from RefSeq and is a predicted model, not a curated record.
AUUAGACUAUUUUCCUCACAAACAAGCCAUGGCUGUGGAUGUAGCAAUGCAGCUAUAUCUAUGCUCUUCGCCCUUGCGGAGAGAGAAGUGUGCCUGCAAAAUUGCUCCAAAGCCAAGCAAGCCGUUGCGGCCCUGCAUCCAACUGAGUAGCAAGACUGUGCUGAAUGGACCAGAAGAGGCAGCAAAUUCCUUCACACACAACAAAGUGAAGAAGAGAGUGUCGUUUGCAGAUAGCAGGGGCUUCUCUCUGACAAUGGUGAAGGUGUUCUCGGAGUUUGAUGAUCCGCUAGAUAUUCCUUUCAACAUCACCGAGCUGAUAGACAACAUUGUGGGCCUGACAACAGUGGAGAGGGACAGCUUUGUCCUGGAUUUUGUUCAGCCCUCUGUGGACUACCUGGACUUCAGAAACCGCCUCCAGGCAGAUUGUGUCUGCCUUGAAAACUGUAUGCUAAAGGAGCGGUCCAUUGUGGGAACAGUGAAGGUGAGGAACCUCGCUUUUGAAAAGACUGUGAAGAUCAGGAUGACAUUUGACACCUGGAAAAACUUUGUAGAUUACCCAUGCCAGUAUGUCAAGGAUAUGUAUGGAGGGUCAGAUCGGGACACGUUUUCCUUUGACAUCAGCUUGCCCGAGGGAAUUCAAUCCCACGAAAGAGUAGAGUUUGCCAUCUCCUUUGAGUGCAAUGGGAAGAUGUACUGGGACAGCAACAGGGGCACAAAUUACAGGAUCAUACGGUCAGAACUGAAGUCUGCCCAGGAAACUGUCCGCGCCCCACGAGGCCCUGACUUUGGCAGCGCCUUUGACCAGUUCGGGAGCCCUCGGUGCUCCUACGGCCUUUUUCCCGAGUGGCCCAGCUAUUCGGGCUAUGAGAAGCUAGGGCCUUACUAUUGACCCAAGGACAAAGUCCUGAUUGACUAACUGUUGCUGGUGUGUCUGCAGGCCCGGGAGCUGGUCUGAACGUGAGGCGUACAGAAGGGUGGAAGAAGUAUGGCUCCAUGUAGCUCUGCAUAAG